CACUUCCGAUCUCAACCCACCACCUCUCCACCGUCGGACGCACCACCUUCUCAAAUCAUCCAAAAUAACCUCUCCACCUUUACGACUCGAAUCCAAUACCAUCUCCUCCCAUACGUUCGAUUCACCGAUGUCCAGUAGCGGUUCAGGGACCACCUCUCCGUCUCCAUCCCAUGAAGCCUCCCCUUCAAGAACGGUCCAACUCGUCUCGCGGAGGGUCUCCGACGGUCUCCUCGUCAAGUUCGCCGACACGUCGGAAUUCGACUUCGAAUACGAGAAGAGCGGCCUGUGGUCGCCGCCGGUGCCGCGUGGUGCCUUCCCCGGCUCGCCGAUGCGCACCGAAGAUGAAUUGAUUGCGAAGCUCAGGGCCGCCUCCGGAAGGCGUCGGCGAAGAGACAAUUCUUGUUUCCAUGUCUUUUGGUGCCCAUGACACGGACCAAUGUUGAUGCGGUGGGAAGUGGAUUUGGAUUUGGAGAUGAGGAGCCUCGAUGUUGCUACUUAAUCUGCGGUUUAUACAUUUUCAAUUGUUCUUUUAAAUUUUUAGUGACUGAUGUGUGAAGUAGUUGCAAUUUAUAAGUUGGUAAGGGUAAUUUCCACUCAAUUUUUUGUUUCAAUUCAUGUUCUGAUAUCGUGUCCUGCACCAAAAAUACAUUUAGCCGUCAAAA
Messenger RNA from Elaeis guineensis (African oil palm), 662 nucleotides. RefSeq lists its product as uncharacterized. Lineage: Eukaryota; Viridiplantae; Streptophyta; Magnoliopsida; Arecales; Arecaceae. The record is from RefSeq and is a predicted model, not a curated record.